AUGGCCGACGAAAACUGCAAACUAGCAAUGCGGGAACUAUUUAAUUCGCCUGCCCUGCAUCUCGACCGACUGCGCUUUGCGUGGGGGGUGCAAGCCGUAGUAGCGCAUCUACCCUACAUUCCAAAGGUCAGGUCGCUUUCGCUGUUCACGACUAGCCUGAGCGAGAAUCUUCAUCUUGUCAAUCCCCACUUGACGGUCUUGCACCUACAUUCUUCAGGGGACCCCAUGGACCCACGACCCUUUCGGGACAUGUUGGCCUGCGUGGCGUCCUCCCUGAUUUACCUAUCCCUUGAAGACUCGUCAGUGGCCCUUUCGACUGAGGAGAGAAAGUUCGACUGUGUAAACAUGCCGACUCUUCACUCGCUCAUGCUGGGGAACUACAGCGACGUCCUACUUGUGGAGUACUUCCUCUCGUCAUUCAGUACGCCGAACCUGCGUAUGCUUGGUCUCCUCCAGAUGAGCUGGGAAGUUCUCAGUAAGACGAUAGAAGUGCUGCAUAAACUGUCGCCUCCCGAUGGGUUCGUGUACCCAGCUCUUGAGACCCUAGUCAUAGAAGCAGUCGACCCAGUGGAUCCCGAACGGACGAUGCUCUUACUAGAGUGCCUCCCGUCCAUCCGGGAACUCGACAUCGGCGGAGGGGCAGCCGAUGUGUUUCUAGACUAUCUCGUGGACCGGGAUUUGGAUGAGGGCAAUCCUGCCGGGGUCUUGUGCCCUCGCUUGCUCACCUUGCGAUGGUGCGAAUGGUCAGCGUACGACGGCGCGCUGGUGCGGCGCUUCCUGGAGCGACGGGCGGCCAUGGGCAAGCCGCUCGCGAAGCUGUCUAGCGAUCGCGAGACGUUCCUGGAGCUCGAAGAGGACACUCAGGCAUGGUUGCGUGGCCAUGUCGAGGUUUACUUCCGCGAGUCAAGUUUCAGGGAAGAGGCGCAGUCAUUUUAG
Molecule: messenger RNA, 936 nt
Organism: Gloeophyllum trabeum ATCC 11539
Lineage: Eukaryota; Fungi; Basidiomycota; Agaricomycetes; Gloeophyllales; Gloeophyllaceae
Exons: 1
Coding region: 1-936 (311 amino acids)
Source: RefSeq, a predicted model, not a curated record